Messenger RNA from Nyctereutes procyonoides (raccoon dog), 16322 nucleotides. RefSeq names its product guanylate cyclase 1 soluble subunit alpha 2 (gene GUCY1A2). The transcript has 8 exons. The record is from RefSeq and is a predicted model, not a curated record. Gene Ontology annotation, cellular component: guanylate cyclase complex, soluble. Gene Ontology annotation, molecular function: guanylate cyclase activity; heme binding. Lineage: Eukaryota; Metazoa; Chordata; Mammalia; Carnivora; Canidae. Gene Ontology annotation, biological process: cGMP biosynthetic process; response to oxygen levels. The coding region runs from base 629 to 2545 and encodes 638 amino acids.
UGGAUAAAAUAAUCUGAAUCCAAAUAUUUGCUGCCAGAAUAAGAGGGAGGAACUAGUUUCUGGAUUUUACCUUUAUAAGUCAAUUUUGAAUGACGCUAGCUGUUUGACGGAUAAAAAGCAUGUACCUACAUAAUGGCUAUGGUAAGAUAAGGAAAAGAACUCUAUUAGCUAGCAUGCUGACAAUAUACAGGUAAAUAUAAUGUGAAUCUUUUCAGCCUCAUAAGGCACGUAUAAACAAAUUUGCUAACCGUAGCAAACCGUAUAGACUUGGUAACACAAAGACAACAGAAAGAUUAUAUUUCAAAGCAGUGGCUUAUUUCUGUAAUCUCCACUCCUGUUUUUUUUAUUUGCCUAUCUAGAACCUUGCUUCAAGAAGUUUCAGCAGAUUCGUUUUCCUACAUGGUUUGCACUCUAAACUUCUCUGAAAACACCUGGGGAGACAAAUGAUGUCUUUUCCAUUCUCUUUCAUUAGAGCCGAAUGACUUUUUUAAAUAAAUAAUUUCAUAAAGAAUAAUUGUUACCAGAGCAUUUGGAGGUGGGAAUAUCUAGCUGUUUUGAGCGCUGGGAACCUUUCCUACACUCAUCCUUGCUGUGGAAGUUCCUGCUUUCCUACUGGCCUCAUCAUGGAAUGUCAUCUCAAUCACUGGAGCCUCAGACGAUACAGCAGACUCUCAAGAGGACACUGCAGCAUUAUGAGCACCAAGUUAUUGGUUACAGGGAUGCAGAAAGGAAUUUCCACAAUAUCUCUAACAGAUGCUUCUAUGCAGACCAUUCCAACAAAGAGGAAAUGGAAGACAUCCCAGGAAUUCUUCAGUGCACUGCUAAUAUACUCGGCUUGAAGUUUGAGGAAAUUCAAGAAAGAUUUGGAGAGGAGUUCUUUAAUAUAUGCUUUGAUGAGAAUGAGAGAGUCCUUCGAGCUGUGGGUGGCACGUUGCAGGACUUUUUUAAUGGCUUUGAUGCUUUGUUGGAACACAUUAGAACUUCUUUUGGAAAACAGGCCACUCUGGAGUCACCAUCAUUCCUAUGCAAAGAGCUCCCCGAAGGAACUCUAGUGCUCCACUACUUCCACCCUCACCAUGUCGUGGGGUUUGCUAUGCCAGGGAUGAUUAAGGCCGCUGGCAAGAAGAUCUACCGGCUGGACCUGCAAGUGGAACAGGUUGCCAGUGAGAAACUGUGCUCCGAUGGCUCGAACCCAGGCAAUUGUAGCUGUCUUACCUUCCUCAUCAAAGAAUGUGAAAAUACCACCAUCACAAAGAACCUUGCACAGGGCACCUCCCAUGUCCCUGCGGACCUCAGAAUCAGCAUCAGCACCUUCUGCAGAGCCUUCCCUUUCCACUUGAUGUUUGACCCCCACAUGUCAGUCCUGCAGCUGGGGGAGGGCCUCCGGAAGCAGCUGAGGUGUGACACUCACAAAGUGCUCAAGUUCGAGGACUGCUUCGAGAUAGUGUCUCCCAGGGUGAAUGCCACCUUUGAGAGGGUCCUCCUGCGGCUGUCCACCCCAUUUGUGAUCAGGACCAAGCCCGAGGCUUCUGGCACUGAAAAUAAAGACAAGGUGAUGGAAGUCAAAGGACAGAUGAUCCAUGUCCCAGAAUCAAAUUCCAUUUUAUUCUUGGGCUCUCCAUGUGUGGACAAGUUGGAUGAACUCAUGGGCCGAGGGCUGCAUCUCUCAGACAUCCCUAUUCAUGAUGCCACCCGAGAUGUCAUUCUGGUUGGUGAACAGGCAAAGGCACAAGAUGGCUUGAAGAAGAGGAUGGAUAAAUUAAAGGCAACUUUGGAAAGAACUCAUCAGGCCCUGGAAGAAGAAAAAAAGAAAACAGUGGAUCUUCUGUAUUCUAUUUUCCCUGGUGAUGUAGCCCAGCAGCUGUGGCAAGGGCAGCAGGUGCAGGCAAGAAAGUUUGAUGACGUUACCAUGCUCUUCUCGGACAUUGUUGGCUUCACAGCCAUAUGUGCCCAGUGUACUCCCAUGCAGGUGAUCAGCAUGCUGAAUGAACUGUAUACCAGGUUUGACCACCAGUGUGGAUUUUUGGAUAUUUAUAAGGUGGAAACAAUAGGUGAUGCGUACUGUGUUGCUGCAGGACUCCAUAGGAAAAGCCUCUGCCACGCUAAGCCCAUUGCUCUGAUGGCCCUCAAGAUGAUGGAACUUUCAGAAGAGGUGCUGACACCCGAUGGAAGACCAAUUCAGAUGAGGAUAGGCAUUCACUCGGGUUCUGUGCUCGCUGGAGUUGUUGGGGUGAGAAUGCCACGAUAUUGCCUGUUUGGAAAUAAUGUCACUCUGGCAAGCAAAUUCGAAUCAGGAAGUCACCCUCGGCGCAUCAAUGUCAGCCCAACCACUUACCAAUUAUUAAAACGGGAAGAAAGUUUCACAUUCAUUCCUCGGUCCCGUGAAGAACUUCCAGACAACUUUCCAAAGGAAAUCCCUGGAAUCUGCUAUUUCCUGGAGGUAAGGACUGGUCCUAAGCAGCCAAAGCCUUCUCUUUCUUCCUCGAGAAUAAAAAAAGUUUCCUACAACAUUGGCACCAUGUUCCUCCGGGAGACAAGCCUCUGAGACCUACUGCAGAUCAAAGACUCCUCCAAAAAGCACAAGCCCGAACAUGGGUCAUGACUGGAGAGUGGAAAGAGGUGGUUUCUCUUUCACUACCUUGCUGAGAACAAGCAGCAGAAUUUCUGUGUUAUGUUAGGCAAUAAUCCUAGAAAAAGGUGGAUGAUGACUGAAAAAAAAAGAGAGAGAGAGAGAGAGAGGUGAGGGUAAUAAGAUGUGUCCAUCCAUGUAAGUGUUUUUUGGUCAUAUAUAUAUUAUAUAUAUUUUAAGUACGGGCCCCCUUUCAAAACUAACCAAUAAAUAGAUUCCAUGUUUUCUUGUUUGUCACACAUACAGGUAUUUUUUCCCAUAUAUCUCUAUCACUUUUGAGAGCCAGUUUUGAUGAUAUAUUCCUACAUUUAGUGAGUUGGUAUGUGAGGAAUAUUUUCUAAUUUUGUUUUUUUGAACAGACAUUUCAUACAUACAUCAUGGCAGUGUGGUCAACUUCCCAGCAGGAAGAACUGUAACUCAGCAAAAUAUUUUAGGGAUAUUACCUAUUUUUAUACAUCUCUCUUCUUCUAGAUAACUACAUUUCACACAACAUUACUCGAUUUUCAGAAUCUGCUACUGUGUAGUUGGUAUAUUAUGUAACUGUAACCUAUUAAUCAAAUAUAGCUUCACUUAUUUAGACAGAUUAGUGCUUGGACUGAGAAUACAUAUAACCAAGGACUUCAGAUGCUGAGAAAGCAUUGUAUGUCUGCUUAGUAAAUAUAUCCUUUAGAUUUAAUUAAUGUAGCAUGGAAUGCAAAGGAAAUAGAAUUUCCUAAUAACAGAUUUAUCUGUAACAAGGAUUACAGAAAGGUCUUAUUGCCAUCUUCUAACAAAUGUCAUUUAAAAUGAAAUGUUUUGCUACAGUGGACCCUUUUCAACUUAGCAUUUAUAAAUAGAUAGCGUGUACAAUGUACUCAACUAUAUUCUAAUAAGCAGAGUCCCCACUACAUUAUUACUCCUUCCCCUACCUUUCUACUUUCCCCACUGGAUGCCUCCUAAGGGCUACCUGCCACUCUUGGGAGCAAAUUCCUAGAUGCUGUAGGACAUUUUGCCAAGAAGGUUGUUUCUUCUUGCAAGAUAAACAAGGAUGGAGAAACCCUGUAUUUUAUGGCUUUGAGUUUAAAAAAAAAAAAGAAUUUUUCUUCUGCAGUUUGAUUGAUGGGGAUCUUAAAUUCAGUGAAUCACCUUCAUGAACACAGAGGUAGGUCUACCCUCCAGGCCCAGCCAUUGCCAUAGUGACAGAUAGGCUUCGAUCACAUGUGGUGCUAAAAUGAAGACCUGUUCCCACUAAUUAGCACCGCAUGAAAAUAUUAUCACAGAUGCACCCUGAAAUUAGGAGUACAGUACAUCUAGAGUUUUCCUAUUUUGGAUCUAAUAUAAACCAAGUUUCUACUGAGGUUAAUGAACUGGAAAUAUUUGUUUCCUUGAAACCUUGAAGUGGCUCUUUACUCCAGACAGUAUGCUCAUUGAGAGCUUAUGUCUACUGAAUGUAAUAGAGUGAUUUCUCCAGUCAGGCAUUUUGUCUGCAUUAUGAUUUGUUUGUAACAUAACUCAGCUAUGUUAACUGGUGUCCAAUGUAGUCUAUGAGGUUUAUUCAUGUUUUUAAGUUCUCUAAGUGUGUAGCUAGAAAACAUUUGUAGACAUGCAAAGUAUGUGUUAUAUAAUCGUUGAACUCUGUUUUCACCCUAAGGCUUAUGAAGAUACGAAUGUAAUACUUACUGUGCAGACAGGAUCUAGACCAUGAGCUCUCUGAAUCCUUGCCAGUCGUUUCUCCUCCCUGGUCCUAGGUCCCUGUUUUUAACAACAUGGAGGCCUGAAGCCAGGGUGUUUAUUUAAGUGGAGUUUUGUAGGUUGAGGACAGGGUGCUUUCAUGAGGAUAGUUACAAAAGAACUUCUUCAGGGGCCUUGGAGGUUAACCCACUUCCUUCACUGGGAACAAGGGGGCAGGUUUAUAGUCAGUGUGGGCAGAACAGGCUGCAAACCCCUAAGUCCUCUUGCUGAAAGCCGGCAACACUUUAACCAUGUGCUCUGCACAGCACAGGGGCAUGGAGAGAGAACCCAGCUUCCCUGAAGUCAUUUAUGCUUAUUCUGCACAGGAGCUUAGAGCUUAUUAUGAUAAAGUAAAUCAGUAAACAUUUUGGUGGUAAACAAUGUGUUGUGUAACCAUCAGGAUUUCCAGUAAUCAUCCAAUCUAUUUCUCUGUUUUUUAUAAAGAUGUGUCUAAACAAUUAUUCUAAGUAUAUGAUUAUUCUUUCUAUACUUAAGAAUAUCUGUGGGAAGCGUAUUUUAAAAGCAUCAUUGAAAAUCUACUUCAUUAUCUGGUAAUUGGUGAUAGCGCCCAAGACACGAAUUGUAUAUACCUUCAAUUUGUCAAAAGAAUAACAAACUCUUAGCUUAUAUGGUUCUACUUAAAGAAGAAGUAGCCAUUUACAUUGUCACAAAUAUCACAAUGAAAAAUAUACCAGAGAUCUAUUAUAUAUCACAGGAUGUAAACUACACUUUUCAAACAAUGUAAUCUAAAUGUAUCUUUGAAGCUGUAGUCUGUGACAAUAGUCUAACCUGUUACCAUUUUGCCAACCUAUUACAGUUCAUUAUUAAUUACCCUCUUGCUAUGUGUUAGCAAGUUACUGCAUAAAAUGGCUGUUUAUUCAAGCUGCACUCAUAGAAGUUAGAAGCUGUGAAAAACUAUUAUACUUUUAUUUGUCCUAUGUAAUACAGUCUACGUAUCCUCCAUUUAGGAAAUGUGACUGCAACAAUGGGUCAUAGUUAGUACUUCAUUUGACUAAUAUAUGUACAGUAUUCUUACCUAAAAAUUACUGCAAACAUCAUGCAUUUUAGUAUGGCAGAUUAAAAAGAAUGUAAAUGGAUGUCCUAUUAGAAGUCAAGUGUUAUUAAAUUAGGGAAAUGGCUUUAACCCACUCUAAAAUGGAUACAUUCAAAUAUAAUUUGGCACUUACAGCUCCUCUAGAUUAGUGUGCUUUGGGGUAACUAAUUUGAAGAAGUCAUUACAUAACUAAGCAUCAGUACUGGAGAUCCACACUGACUUCAGUAUUAUUUUGAUAGAAAGAAAGUCAUCAUCAUUUGCAAAUAAAUCUGUAAUCCAACAAAGUCACAAACCCCCCAUAUGUACCCCAAACUGUGCACAGUAUGUGCUUUGGUAAUCUUAAUAAACAGGUAACAUUAGCCAUAAUAAAAAAAGAAUAAUUCUCAGUGCCAUGAUAACACAUAUCAUUGGAUCUCUCAUCUCUGUAGUAUGGUAUAGUGAGAGAAAGAUGAUAAAGAAGAUAAAGCUUCUAUAUAACAGGUGAUUGUCUAAAACCUGAUUUGAUAUUCGUUUCUUCUACUUUAAAUUAUUUUGGAUUUCCCUUUUAAUAUCUGACUCUCUGAAGUCCAAUGAGCUGUGACCUAUUGUGACUCUGAGACUGUCACUGAAACCUGAGACUUAGAGUGGGCCCAUGGACUCAGCACUCCAAAUAGGAACUCUCAUGGUCUCACACUUGGAUCUCUUGUCCAGGGAUAAUAGUAUCAGAGACACAGUGUUUUAUUGUUAAAGUGCAAAGUGUGCCCUUCCAGGAAACAGAGCAAAACAAGGCAACAAAUUAUACAAAAUUUCAUUCACAAGAGCAGCAAGGUUUUUAAUUUUGCAAAAUGCUCCAAAGAUUUCCAGCAAUAAAGCAAAAUUAAAUUGAUACAUUCAAAAGGCAAAGCCUCAGAAUUUGGUAAACUACCAACUUCUGUGUUUUAUACAGAAAUAUUGCUACCUAUUGAAAUCACAUAUUUGAGGUUUUGAGAUACCAAGAAAGACCUUGAGAUUAUGAUUGUCAUUAAAUCUAUUUACUGAAUGCUCUUGGGGAUCCCUACUUGCUGAGAACAAGUGUCAUGGAUCAUCAGGAGAGAACAAAACUUGUACACAUAGGUUUCUGUCUUAUCAUGCAUUUUAUGCACUACUGAGCCCGUGCCCUGACCCUGUCUACUCCAUGGUGUCACUGGAAACCAUCUCAUUCCUUCAAACCUAGCCCCAACAAACACUAGCACCUCUGAACCUAACACGGCCACUGCAAGAGGCAGACAGGAAGACCCACACAACCUCAGGCCCAAGUAACAAGGCACUUCUGAAGUGAACUAACCAUUUUCAGUUGGGCUGGGGGCAUUGCUAAUGUCUGCAGCUUUUCCCUGUGCUUUUUCAAAUACAGCCUGACUCCAAGCACUUGGUGUAACUUUACCAAAAAUUCCUUCAAAAUGAAUUAUAUAUGACUGAUUAGGCUUUGGGUGACACAAGAUGCCUUUUAGCCAAGAAUAGUGAUAAACUAAGCCCAAGAACCAAGAACCAAUCAAUUGCAGCCUAGGUAUUUCUAUUAUUAGAAUAUAGAUCUUCAACUACAAAAAUCAUGUUGUUUCAGAGGCUUCUAUAAGCAUAUCUACCAGAUACAGAUGGAAAAACAUGGUACACAAGAGACUGAGUCAUGAGGGUUAACAUACGCCAGUCUGAAUGAUGAUUCCUUAUGGGUAGCUCUUGAUAUAUACUUCAUUCACAAGCAGUUAUAGAUAGAUAGAUAGAUAGAUAGAUAGAUAGAUAGAUAAUAGAUAGAUAGAUAGAUCUUGCCAGAAUAUACUGAGAUAGUGUGCAAAAUUCCUUCCUCACACUUGAUUCAAACAACUGAAACCUAAGAUCUGUCCUGCUGCCUUUCUGUUUCCUUCCUUUGUUCCUUUUCCUUUCAUAUUUAAAAAAAGUCCAUGAUAUGGCCAAUCUCAUGUUGUAAAAUAGUUUCAGUUUUAUAAAGUAAUGAAUCCUCUUUGUGGACAGGUGUAGGUAUGUGUGCAUGUGUGUGUUGCAUGUAGAUAUUACAUGAUUCAAAGGAGUGACCUUUUGGAAGGACCUGGAAUGCCGAUAAGGAAGGUUUGCAUUUUUAUUUCCAAUAUGUUGUGACCAGAACACAACUUCAGUCAAGUGCUUCGUUGCCAUCCCAUCCUUACUAAGAAAUGAUCCUGUUCAAUAGUUCAACUCAUCAGCAUGGGAUCAUCUGGCUGCCCAAGUAAGAAGUACCCAGGAAGCUUUCAGAAAUACAAAUUACUGAGCUUUACACCUGCAGAGAUUUGGAUUCAGCAGGUGGCAGAUAUGGCCUAGGAAUCUGUAUUUAGAAAAUCACUCUAGGUAACGAGAAUAUAAAGCCAGAUUUGAGCUUCACUGAAAAGUUUUCAAAUAAUCUCAAUUACCAGAAAUAAAUAAAGGUGACUAAGAGGGCAGUCUAUUAUUUCAUUUGUAGUUAUUUUGAAAAGCUAAGUAUUCUGAGCUUUGUAGCAUUAUUUCUUUCACAAGUUUUAAUUUUAGCUUUGGUCUCAAAUUUACAGUCUGCUUUUUGAGCAGGAGACUUCAAACUUAGAAACAAAAGUCAAAACUAAUAAGCCUGAGGAAUGAUUAUUGCUCACUAUAGGGCUAUUUGGCACAGUAGACCUGGUACCAUUUUCUUAGUUACCACCUGAGCUGUGCAAUAUAUCACAGUAGUUGCUGGUCCACACCACCAAGCUAUAAAUUACAAACUUUUGGACUACAAAAAACUAUAAACUUUUUUGUUUUGGAGAAACAAAUGUCGAAGUGACAACAUGAUUUCUGAAUGCUUUGAUUUUUAUGUCAUAAAAAAUCACAACUUAAUACUUAGUAUCACUCUGUACUUUUCACAUUGAAUUGUGCAUUCAUCUAAAAAUAAUUUCCUAGCAAUACUUUAUAACAACCUUUCAAGCAAUAAUUUAAGCCAUGGUAUGAUACCAUAUGAAACCUGCACUUCUGUGCGCUUCAUAGCACCUUUAGGGAAAUAGAGACAUGUUUUAUACAAGCAAUAAUAUGGCUGGUGUGGACUUUCAAAAGAUAUUCUUGAUUCUAUUACAGCAAAAUAAGCAGUAAUAACUUAGGUAAAAAUUAUCUGAGCAAAUAACAUGGGUUCAUCUGUCUCAGAAGCCAUUCAUUUGCACACAUGCUAUAAAGUAAUAGACUCCUAGCACAUUAUUUCUGUUGUAUAAUUUUUAAAAUAACCUAUCACAAUAUGAUUUCUGUUCCUCCCAAGAGACCUGUGUAUGUAAUGUUGCCCAGACUUUCAGGUCUUUGUAUAAUAUGAUAGUGAGGAGUAGUUAAGGAUGUAUAAAUGAGUAAAGUAGAGCAUAGGUUGGAUGAGUUGAUUGAGAAUUUAGGCUUUGCAAAAAUACAGAUGGAUCUUGGGACAGGUUAAUUCGAAUUCUUGGUUUGAUAAGCAUUCAAAGAUGAAAGAUUAAAGAUGAAGAGAGCUCAUUACUACUGUUUUCUGUAAUGGCAAAUGUUUAGUAAAUAUAAUAGUAUUUUGGCUCCAGAAUAUGAUUGAUUGGAUGUCAUCUGUAGUAUAAUUAAUAAACAUCUGAAAAUGAUUUUGUAGCCUUAUUGAAGAUAACCUGCCCUUCUCAGCUGUUUUUAUGAUAGUACUAAAGACUAUACAUUUCAAAAUGAGUAAUUAAUAUUUUUAGUAUUAAAAUGUAAUUUUAAUCAAAUAUGGCAUAGUCAAUAAUCAGAUAAUUUAAUAGUUAAAUUAUCCCUCCAUCAUGUAGCAUAACAUAGUAGGAUUACACUCAAGGCAAUUGGUGAAUUUAUGUUACAAUGAGGAACUUCUAAACCUUGGGUUAUUAUUUAGCAAAGUCAUAUAAAUUUAGGAUCCAUUCCUAAACCUCUAAAUAAGAUUACAGCUCCUAUUAUUGCCUCCCUGGGCAAACUCUCUACUAAUCAUGAAUCUGAAUACAAUUGGAAUGGUGGCUGGGCUUGCUGCUAGUUUACCUUCUUAAUAACCAUUGCAAAAGUGAAGGUAACAUCCUUCUUCUCACAACUUAGAAAAUCCCCUUAUAAAAAUGCAACAGGACUGUUGAUUUCCUGAGAAAGUUUUUGAUAAUUAUCUUUUUGCAUAUCAUUGGAUGCUUAAUUCAUAAAAAACAUGCUUUUGACUGUUAAUAAAUAAUGAAAAAUACUUAAUUUGAACCUAUUAUAGUGAAUUUAUCCUUUCAGUUAAUUCAUCUAGCUGGUGAUCAGAUCAUUCAAAAUAUUAGACUUACAUACUGUUGCAUAUUAUCUGAAUGCAGAAAACUGAAUAGCAGGCCUAAGUCAUAGCUUGUUUCUGAUUCUUUUGACACAUAGUCUAAAAAGAAGGGAAUCAGUUCAUAAUUCAACCUUCUUCUGUGGCCUUUUCAUUAUUUGGAGAUAAAAAAGGGAUUCUACUAAAUAUAUUUUUACUGUGGUCUAUUAAAUGUAAUUAAAUAUAAGUAGGACUGUAAUGUAUUAAUUGGGGUAAAAAUCAGAAAUGUAUAAAACUACUUCUUCACCUCGCUUUUGAAAGAUAAGCUUAUUUUGCUGCUUGGCAGUUAUGCAUCAGACUCAAGACCCAGGGCCAGAUGGAGAGGGUGGGAUGCACAAGAGCUUUAGGAGAGAUGAAACAAAAAGGUUUAAUUUUUUUCUACAUGAAGGUAUAGUUAAUCGUAAAGGAGAAGCAGUUUCCGUAAGAGAUACCUGUGGUUUAAUGAAAGCCAGAUGACUUAUUUGACUGCUGGUCAUUCUUAUUUCAGAAAGGAAAGAGGAAAACAAAAUCCUUUUCAGUUUUCUUAGGAGGUGGGUUUGCCUCUCAGCAGCCGCACAUUUCAGUGAAACUGGGAUUAGAACCUCACAGGGCUAUAAAUAGAAACUCUCUGAAGGUGGCUGAUAGCACUAGUCUUGGUUACCAAGAUGAAGGUAAAUGAAGGUGUCAGAACAUCUGGACUGAAGGAACAAAGAAAACCAAAUAGCAGCUCUGCCAUAUGUCACAGAACAGCCUGCUAAAAUUAGUGUGCAAGUGAUAUUAAAAUAUUUUUCCCCUUGAUAACAUGCCUGACUGAGCAAACGCGCAGUAAGAACACAAUUUGAUUUUAUACAUCCUUUUUGUGUGUGUUCUGACAUUAUAGAAACGAUAUCUUUCCCUCGUUGGGAAAUCUAAUCACAAAGAAUGAGAAAUACCCUGUGUUCUAAAUCAUUUUUGGAGCUAUACUCUAUUUCAUAUUCUUCUUCACACUAUUCUCACAUUGGGCUUUGGCUGCUAGCAAAACAAGUGCUCGACCUUAGAUAGAAGCCUGCCUUUUUUUUUUUAAGAUUUUAUUAUUUAUUUAUUCAUGAGACACACACAGAGAGGCAGGGACAUAGGCAGAGGGAGAAGCAGGCUUCCUGUGGGGAACCCAAUGUGGGACUCGAUCACAACCUGAGCUGAAGGCAGAUGCUCAACCACUGUGCCACCCAGGUGCCCCAAGAGAAGUUUUUCUGACCCAAAGCCUGUCCUGCUCCUGCAGGGAUGCUGCAGAGUUGGAGCUGGGGAGGCACAUCAGCAGUUGGUGUUCUGCCCAAGAGAAGAGGUAUUAUUGUCUGCCUUCCAAAAUUAGAAGUGGCUAGGUAGCCUCUUAUCCUCAUUUAAAUAUGUCUCACUUAUAUGCAACUGGUUAAUUCAGGCAGAUUGCUUAGAACAGAAAAGUUUUAAGAGAGGAAACAAAUCUGAAUAGCUUUUAAUCAGAAUUACCAGCUAGAAAAAGAAUUUAGGAUGAUAAUUUAUGUCUUGAAAGAGUCAAUUUAUAUCCCCCAGUCAGAAUACUAGACACUUCUGAAAGUUUUCUAAAUGUAUCAAGUUCUUCAGCACUAAGAAAGAAAAAUAAUUUUGUUGAAGGAUUCCUUAAGGCUUUAUCCCCUGGAGAUAACAUAUAAUUAUAAAACGCAUUUAAAUUAUUUUUUUUUUCCUGGACAGCCCAGGUGGUUCAGCAGUUUAGCACCGCCAUUGGCCCAGGGCGUGAUCCUGGAGACCUGGGAUCAAGGCCCAUAUUAGGCUCCCUGCAUGGAGCCUGCUUCUCCCUCUGCCUGUGUCUCUGCCUCUCUCUCUCUGUGUCUCUAAUGAAUAAAUAAAUAAAAUCUUUAAAAAAUUUAUUUCUUCCUCUAUGUUUUCCAUUUGUGGCAGAAAAGAUAGAAAGGAUGUCACAGAAAGACUGACAAAUUGUGGCAGUAAGCCAUGGUUUGCAAAUUUGGCAACAUUCUUUUACUUAAAAUACUAAGCUGUUUUUAAUGAUAUAAGGGUAAGAAUAAUAGUACUGUAUUAAGACUUGUUCGCUUUAGAAUUAUUCAUAUCCAUAUUACUAUUACUCUCAUAAUAAAACCUAAAUCAAAGCUAAUUUAUAUUCCAAUCAUUUGAACAAUAAAUAUAAAUGUUCUACAUCACCUCUAACAAGAAUCUAUACAUUUCUGUACCCAGUGAGACAUCAAAUCCUAGAACUGCUUUACUUUUAUUGUCUCUCCUUAAUGCUCAAUAUCGCUAACUUUCAUGGCAGCAGGAGAAGAUAGCUUUCUUCUAAGGAGAAAGGGGUGUUCUGGAUCAAUAUAUUUAUGUAAAACCACUUAAAACAUCCUUUUUUUUUCCUACUUCUUCAUUCAAAUCUCCAUGAAGUGAAGCAAAAUAUUGGAAUGGCCAGAUAGUUUAUCAACAAUAUGAAACUCCCUCCUUCCAAAUUUUAUUGGUAUAAUUUAUCAUAUUGAAAUUAAAGCCAAAGCUUGGCUUGAAGUCUCAGAUGAAUUGUUUUCAUAUUAUUUGGCUAGAAAGAACUAUCAGGGAAAGGUGAACUCUUAUUUAUGAUAGAUGUCAUUCUAGCCAGGAAGAGAUCAACAACCUAGAUGACUGUAUGACUAUCCACACUAAUUCAGGGAGGGGCUUUUUAAAAUUCUUUAAUUUUUGCUCUUGUUAGGCAAAGAUAAUUAUUAGUGGAUGACAGCCAAAUUCUUCCUGUCUUUUUUAUCUGUUACAAAUGUGUCACCAGGCAUUUGUAAAGUCCAUCCCUUUCUUUGUUAUACCACUCAAUGAUCUGGAAUAAUGGGUACUCACUGCUUUUUCUUUUGAUCCUUAAAAACACUUUAUUCCCUAUCUAAAAGAAUUCUCCUACUAACAUGCAAAUGAGGAAGUAUCCCAUUUUAUGACUAUAUGUGAAAUACUUCGGCUGGAUUCAACUAGAUUGCAGGAGAAAAGACAGCAACAGGGAAGACGAAAAGAGACAAAUCAAAUUUUACCUACAUUAAAAUUAUGUCUGUAGCCCAACCCCAUUAACCCAGAAGACAGCUGAAAAAAGAUGAACUGAUUAUAGAUUUUUAAAUACAAAGUUCAUAUUUAACAGAAUGUCUGAAAGUUCAUCAUGUCAAAACUUUGAUAAACAAAAAACUAAAAAUAUGCUCAUCAGAAUGAAUCUAUUUAAAAGUACAAGAAGAACUUUUUGCCUUAUAGAUGCCCUACCCCUACCCCACCUCACCCUGGUACAGAAUUUGUCUUCUGUUGGGAAAAUGUGGUACUGUGUCAGUAUGUGUUGUAUGUCCUCACUAAACACUAGUAUCAUCUUGAUUAUAAUGGAAAACAGUGAAAGGGUCCAGUCUCAAGUGUGGCUGUAACUUGUGAUGCAUCAGUAGAAUUUGAUACUGUUUCUGAGGGAGACUCUGGGCAAGCGUAAAGUGCAUGGCCUCUGUGUUGUAUGCAGGAGUAAUCCGGUCCUCACAGGUGGCCAGCAUCCUCAGCUUCUUUUUUACUUUUCAUUCUUUCUUUCUUUCUCUUCCAUCUCUUCUCUCCUUCCUACCUUCCUUCCUUCUUUUCUUUCUUUCUAGCUCUUAUGACAGAUGUGAAAAUAGUGUUUCAGUAUUUGGGUGGAGGCUUCUCUUUUUUUCUUGCACAUCACUGAGCACAGUGUGGCUUUAGGAGGUUAGGAACAGAAGGUGAACAUUUAAACAUAGAUCAUUUGGGGAGGGAAAUGACAGAGAUCAUUGAGACAUUGUCUUCUCAGUUAACAAAUCUGGAGUUUAAAAUACAUAUAUGUUGUUCUUUUGCACUGAAUUUGAACACUUUCUCAGGAAGUAUCAGGGUCAAACUUUUUGAACAACCUCCUAUUUUUGCCCCUACAAAGAUCUUCAUUUAGAAAAAUCUUCUCAUUUUCAAAUAGUAAGUUUUUACUUGGGUGCCACUCUGCUCAUCAUUGAAAGAGAAGAUAGCAUUUGUAAAGAGAUUGCUUUUAAAAAACAACUUUCCAAUAAGGCCAAUACAUCCAAUGCUACUUGAUUUUACUGGCUCUUUAUCUAGAGAUAACUUAUCCUGUCCGGCUUCUUGUGUACCCCUCUGUAACUCAGUUUGGCACAGUAUGGUGUCUGGGCUUCUUUUUUGAGGGUAUGAAAACAUUUGCCAUCAAUUCUGUAAGUCCGCUGUAUCGAACAAGCAAUAUACAAUGUAUUCCCUAUUUCUUAGCUCUCUGCCUUUGAGAUCUUAGUGUGUAUUCAGAUAACUGUUUAUAAUCACAAUUUCUACUUAGUCACCAGAAUUAACUAAUUACUAUGCUUUUAAACCCAAAAAUACACAGCUUGGAUCAUUUACAAGUCCAAAUUCAAAGCCUUUUUUCCCCCCAGGGAAAAUUCAAUCAUUUCUAGCCAAGUACUUGAUUCCUAAGGGAAAAGAUGUGAAUUAUCUUAUUUAAAAGAGUAAAAAUGAGGAAGAUAUUAUGCCCUUUCAUUUUAGGUAUCCCCAACACUAUAAUCAUUUGAACAAGUAUUGGAUAAGAUUUAAAGAAUCUUUAAUCCCUGAACUGAAAAUAUUUUUGGUUUUUUGGUAGUGUAUUAGUAAUAUAUUCAAACUACUUAUCAAGUUUUCACCAUGAUAUAAAUUUGUAUUCAUUAACAGAAAAUUAUAUAGAAAUAAUAGAGCUUUUUUCUUUCUAGAAAUAUAUGCUUCUGUAAGUCAGAUAUCUUUGAAUAUUGGUUUACUUCUCAUUUAGACUUUUUUUUUUUUAAAUAUAUCUUGAGGAUAUUCUACUCUAAUGGAUUAGUCAGUCAGUCCAGGGAAGAGAUAUGAAAACUACAGAAAAAUUAAAAACUUUAAAAGAGUACAUUUCAAUGUCAAUUGACUUUUACUUAUUUCACCUUGACUUGUGAAAUUGUGAAGAAAUAGGCCGCCACCAUAUAAAUUGACACUUAGGAAAAUAUAAAUUUCUUCCUGUGACUUCCAGUGUUAAAAAAGCCUGUGCCUUGAAAUAAUACACAAUAUUGAUACUUGUUCGGCUUCACUGUCUUUACCAUUUUUAUUUCUUUAGAGAAAUAUGUUUAAUAAUGAUUGUAAAAAUAGAAGAAAUGUGGUUGAGGAACACAGAAGAAAUUAAGAUCAAAUGUGAAGAGAGUCCUAUUUUCUCCAUUUUGUGUCAUUCAGGCUGAAUUGACAUCUAAGGCCCAGAUUGGCAGCCUAUCACUGUCUUCUUUAAGCAUUUGAAGAUAAGCAAAAAUUAUUCCAACCAUGUGGACAUUUAUUUACACCAUAAUGGCAGGUUUUGAUUACCAUGAAAAUCAGGUUAGGUUCAUAUUUUUUAAAAAAUGGUCCAUGGGGAGAAAGACUUUCUGAUUUUUCUUGGAUGUGGAUAAACAGCUUUUCCUGUAUUUAAAAACAAAACAAACAAACAAAAACAAAAAAAAAAAAAACCUUCCUGGGUGUUUGGCCUUGGAAAAAGUCUGAAAUUUUAUGACAUCUGCCUGCAACUACAUUAUAACUUUGGCAAUCAAAUGACAGAACUGUCUCAUUAUGCUUUUAAAACAUACCAAUUAAGUGCAUUCCAGAAAUAAUACAUAUCAUUCUUCAUUUCAAAAUCAACCUACCUGAAUUCUGACUCUUCAACUGUGAGUAGCCAUUUUAGAAAACCAAAGGGUCUCAUUUCCCAAAACCAUACUGUAGAUUAAAAAAACAAAAAACAAAAAACUUGCCUGUUCAUUUCAAUGUAUAAGAUAAAUAGCCAGUGCAUUUCCAUCAAACUUUCUGGCACUAUAUAUAUAUAAUCAUCAAUAGGUUUCCCAACUCAAUAAAAAUACAUAGUUUAUAAUGUACUAGGCCUUCAUUUGCUUCCUCUGCAUGGGGUAGUUUUUAUGUAAGGAGAUACCUGAAUUAUUUUAAUACUUUGGCCAAUUCAUUUGCUGUGAUUUCAUGGGUCUAAAUUUUUGAUUUGGCUUGCAAUGUAAAUACUAUUGUACAUCUGCUAUUUUGCUAUCGGAUUAUACUUUGUGAGUCAUUUCUUUUAAAUAUCUAGUUAUCACAAACUUGAAUUACAAUGUCAUUAAUAAUACCAGGUCAAUAUACUAAUAUAUCUGUAAGGCAUGGUUAAAUGCAUAUAUUUUGAAAUGUCAAGCUAUUAUUUUUAAAAGAUGAAUGCAUCUCUUAAACCUGUACCAUUCAUUAAAAAGUUUCAUUUGGUGUUUAAUAUUAUAUUUUAAAAUAUUUUCCUUUAUCUAGUAGUACAGGUUAAGAGAACCUUUUUUUUUGAAUGAAAUGAUAAAAUAUGCCUCGUUUCACUAGAAUUUUAAGAAUACUAGUAUGUGUAAAAGUAUAUAAGCACUUACAAGAUUAUAAACAUCCACUGUAUCUUCUUUGGUUUUCAUGUAACACGACUUUUUACUCAUGUGAUUAUUUUUACUUGUAAUUAACCUAAAUCACACACAGUGUAAAUAGCAUGUUUCAUUAUGAAAAAUGUCUUUGUAUUUACAGACUGCAGAACAAGGUAAAUUUGUAUAUGAAAAAUGAUUGAUGAAAGCCUGGGAUUCUUAAGAAACAAAGUGGAAAUGACAGUUGUGUGUUAUAUUUUACAUAAUUCAUUACAAAAUUAAGUCAUGCAUUUAUUUACCUUGUAAGUCCAAACUGUCACUUAUAAAAAUAUUUAAAUCAAUAAAUGAUACCAAAAAAGA